CCCAGCCCCCCACCACUCCUUCUGUAGCAGCGGAUGCCCCCCCCAUUCUGUUCCACUGUCUUUUAUUUUUUAUUUUUUCCACAUCGCCCUUCUUCCCACUACAGUCACUUUUCCUGCUCCCCACCUUUUUCUUUUUCCACCAAACACCAUCAUCCUCAUCGCCACGUCCUUUCUUACCGGCGCUCGCUUUCUCUCUUUUGGCCCAGAUCCAAGCGCUCACUUCCCUACCCAUACUUUCCCGCACCCCCCUCUUUGCCUUAUGCGCUGCUGAGUAUAGCGCUCAGAUGUCGUCCCCAUGUCCCUCCCAAAUCGCCAGUCGGAAAUUGGCGCGCCGGCUGCAGCUGUAAGCCCGCCAGACUCUAUGGCCACACCACCGUCAGCCAGCCAUGAUUCGGCCUCAGAGCGACACCCCCCAGCCCUUGUUGAUGCAACACCGCCCUAUCUGGGGUCUGCAAACCCCGGCAUGCAGCCUCCAGAUGAUAUAAUAGAGGAUCCUGCCAUCUUACACAGCCUCAACACCUCCCAUACCGCCUCCUCGUCUACCUCGACAUCGACACCGACAUCUCAACCUCCCACACCCCAACGACCCCAAGCUCCUUCGCUGCUCACACAAGCCCUUGCUACAGCCCGAGGGAUUCCUUCUCAUCCAAAACCAAGUACCGCUUCGAACCCACCGCCGAGAUACAGCAGCAGUCAACCGUCGCCGACGAAAGUUCAACAGGAGCCACCCACCCCAUCGCUUAACUUCACCCAACCGUCCCACCAGCGACGAGAGCAGAGCCAGCCUACCGCCGCUGUGGCCCCCGAAAGCCACCGAGAGAAUGGAGAUAGCCUCUCACAAAAACCAAUAGCCAUGGCCAGCUCAACAGCAGUAACGACAAUGACAUCUGCUUUGCCCACUCGCGAAGUUGCCAGCGGCCCUGCAUCCUUCAGCCAGGAGCCAUUGGGUGUAUUGAGAGAUGCCGCCCGUAGCGGCCGAAACACUCCGCGAGACCAGAGCCGCCGAACGUCAGCAUCCCUCGAAAUCGAUAGACGAAACUUUAUGUUUGACCACGACCCGUUCCUAAACUAUUCCACGACCGAAUCCUCCUCCAAAACACUGACAACUGGCAAUUAUUUCAGCGCAAUCGAUGAUGUUCCUCCAGAAUCCACGGCCGCAGAACCAGAAGUUACGGACACAACCAUGCUUCAUCGACCGCGCAAGGUCGACAACCGCUUUGCGGCCGGCACCGAAGUUACAGAAAAAGUGUGGUCGAUUGGAGCUGGAGAGGGCAACGACGAAGAUGGCUUGGUUGAGCAAUCUGUCGCCGAAGCCAUGGCCGGUUUAGAACCCAACGCUCGAAGCCGCAAAGCAAGUUACAGCUUGCGCUUCUUCAAGGAGGGACUGCCCCCAGAGGACAAACCACGCCGCAAAGAUACAAAGCAAUCCCACCGCGAAAGGAAGCUUUCUACGACAACCGAAGAGUCUUUUGAUACAGACAGUGUUGAGCCCAGCGAUACCGACUCGUUGGCCGACGUAAUUGAAGAUACGACCAACACAAUCACUCCCAAGAUGGAACCCGUCGCCUCCCCCAAGAAGCAAGCGCAGGACCUGCUGUCCACUGUAGACUCAUCUGUGACACCAAAGUCCCGAACUGCAGCCCCGUCCUCAGAGGUAGAGUUUCUAGAUCUGGACGAGGACAGUGCGCACACUCUCCCCCCACAGGUUAUCCAGACCGGUCAACAUGAUAGUCUGUUGGUGUCGCCUGUCAAAGUGGGGCCGAGCACAACUGCUCGUGCCGAGGUGGCGGCGCCAGAUGAAACGGGAUCACCUGAUAGGACCGAUACGGGCGAUUCCCAAGACAGUGGCGAUGCAGACGCUGAUGAUUCGGGAGAGGAAAAGAUCUCUUCUGCCGUCUUCCUUCCGCAUCAAGAGCUUCCCGAAUCGCGACCAACCGAGGAUACUCGGAUCGAUACAGCAACUUCUGCACAUAGUGGUCCCCUUGCCCAAAGCAAGUCCCAUCCAUGGCUGGUAAAGGCCGACGAGCCUGAGCUGGAGCUCGAGCCUGAUCUCAGCACGAGACAGGAUGAAUCGGCCCAACCACAGCCGCAGACCCAACCCAACGAAGAGCUUCCCAGCCGUCCGAAGGAUGCUCCCAGGAGCUCACCAAGCGACCGCCCACGAGAAGUACAGCUUGCAGUCACUAAACAGCCUGGCCCGAACGUACCAAUCACAGUAACACCUGCGGAAGACCCGGCCGCCCGUGAUGGCCAAAACCAGCCGAAGGAACCUCUGGAGGCGAUCGAGCUCAUUCCAUACAAGCACCAGGUUGGUGGACACACGACGAUUUGGCGAUUUUCUCGUAGGGCUGUUUGCAAACAGCUCAACAACAGGGAAAACGAAUUCUACGAAACUAUUGAGCUCUACCACCGUGAUCUGCUAGCCUUCCUGCCUAGAUAUAUUGGCGUCCUCAACGUCACGUUCCAAAAGGAAGCUCGACGACGUAGCGUGUCCAAGAAGGAUGAUCAAGCAGCUGCGGAUCGCAAGAAGAUCCAAGAGGAGGUGGCUAACACGGUAGACGUUUCAACUAACAGCAGCAAUGGAGAUUCUACUGUAGCUCCGGCUGCUAGAAUCAUUAGCGAAUCUCUGGCGCAAAGCAGCAUGUCUGUGCCCACUGUCACCUUCAGCGAUAACAAGCAUAUUUUACCCCGCAAUCUCCUCCAGCCAUUGCCACCCAUCGAUUAUAGCCGCCGCCGAAGCACGCCAAUGUCCAAGGCUUCAUCGCUGCCCCCACAGGCACGUCCGCAGAUGGAGAAUCGUCCAAACAGCUGGGGUGCUACCACUAUCAAUAAGCGCCUUAGAAAUGAAGUGUUCAACGAUGCAUUCUUAAAACAACCAGUUGAAGUACAAAGACACCGUCGCCCGCAUCAAAAGUCAGUCCCGCGGCCGACCAUGCAGCGUCUCCUUCGACCCAGCAAUUCGGAUCCCAACCUUGUGCCAGCACCAGACUCGCCAGUUAAGAUUGCACCACUUACACCGAUUGUUCCCCCGUCACCCAUCCUUCGACCCCAGAGCCAAAGCGACCUUGGACCAGAUACUAGCGUGUUAGUAACUGAAUCUGUGGAUAACGAGGCUGUUAAAGAUGUUACUGGUACUAGUGCGCCAGAACCAGAGAUCCUCAAUGGCAACCCACUCGGUACGAAAAAGAAGCGACGCUACUCAGCAGGAGGUUUACGUAGGAAACCUCAGGAUGUCCGCGAUAACCGCGGAGACCUCAAGUACUUUGAAGAGGCUGACGAUGCCAACAACUUCAAGGAUGCAUCAGACAAACAAGGCGACGAUGAAUCAUCUGCAGCUAUACCCAUCAACAAGACCAGCACUGCUCAUGUUCCUCCUACACUGGAGCUUGUUCACUCAGCGGCCGCCUCCACUGUGCCAUCGGAAACCCCUAGCCCAACCGUUGAGUUCAAGAAGAUCCCUCGUCCAGUCAAUCCAAAGGAAGCAAAGACGCGGCGCGACCGUGUUGAAUACUUCCUGCUAUUGGAGGAUCUGACUGCUGGUAUGAAGCGUCCCUGUAUGAUGGACCUGAAGAUGGGAACCCGACAGUAUGGAGUGGAAGCGACAGCCAAGAAGCAGCGCUCUCAGCAGGAGAAGUGCCUCACGACCACGUCAGCGGAACUCGGCUUCCGAAUCUGUGGCCUACAAGUUUGGAAUGCUAAGACACAGAGCUACGACUUCCAGGACAAGUAUUAUGGCCGCCGUGUCAAGGCAGGCUCGGAGCUCCAGAAUGCUUUACAGCGCUUCCUUUACAAUGGAGUGGAGUUGCAGAGUGUGCUUCGUCAUAUUCCGAUUGUACUACAAAAAUUGUCCCAGUUGGAGCACAUCGUACAAGGUCUGCGUGGCUAUCGAUUCUAUGCUGCCAGUCUCUUGAUCUUUUACGAUGGAGACACCUCUGAGGACGGCACCAAUGGUUAUGAAACCUUGUACGAUUCAACCACGGACUUCGCCACCGAUACUGAAGAGACCUAUCGUCGCUCCAAGAAGAGGAACCCACGCGAUAUUGACUUCAAGGUGGCAGACUUUGCCAACAGCGUCACACCAUUCGACAACAUCGAUGAAAAGCCAUGCCCUCCACACCACCCAAACCAACCAGAUGGUGGUUUUCUCAAAGGCUUGCGUAGUCUGCGCAAGUAUUUUCUGGCUAUUCAACGAGAUGUGAGAGCAGAGCUUGGGCUAGACCCUCUCGGGCGAGCUGCAGCACGAAUGGAAGAGUUUGAGAUGGAACAAGAAGAGGACGAUGGCAUGAUUAGCCUGUGAAGACAGUCCACUUAUAUUAUUUUACAACAUAUGCCCUGGCAGUUACGACAAGCGAUUUUUUUUUCGAUUCUUUUCUUUUGCAAUGCAAGGCGUUUUGCUCUUAUCAACUGGAGUCAGACGGAAAGCUAAAACGAUCUCUUUUCCUUAAGGCCUCAACGGUAGACAAAAAUGCUAUACUAGCAACGGCGUCUUGUGGGUUUCUUUACAGAUUUUUAUUUUUUUAGAACUGAGGAAGCUCUGGCUUGACAAGUGUUUAUUGUUUUUUAUUGGGUUGUUUUAGUAAGCGUGCGGUAGUUUAGGAAGUACAUACCCCUUUGGCAUUAGAUGUAGAAAUGAGCAUGAGACUUUAGAUUUUUAAGUUAU
This is a messenger RNA of [Torrubiella] hemipterigena, 4660 nucleotides long. NCBI's taxonomy places the organism in Eukaryota, Fungi, Ascomycota, Sordariomycetes, Hypocreales, Clavicipitaceae. The record is from the annotation of a GenBank genome assembly.